AUGACGUCACUUGGGAAUGGCUUUGUUGUUUUUCAAGUUUCUUCAAAGAAUGACAUGUCUCAAAUUUUGAGAAGGUCUCCGGUGAAGUUUGAUAGUCAGCGGAUUAGAUUUCAGAGAUGGAAGCCGGAUUUCAAUAUUUUUGACAAUUAUGUUGCCACGAAGCUGGUCUGGGUUAGAUUUCCUAAUCUCCCCUUCGAGUAUUGGCACGAGAAUGUUUUACUGUCCAAGGAAAAGGUUGUCGGCCAUCUGGUGGCUUUGGAUAGGCAGACUCGAAAUGACAUUAUGGGGCACUUUGCCCGUGUGCAAGUGGAAGUGGAAGACUUGGCUUCUGUCUCAAGAAUAUAUGAGUUUCAAGUUGAAAGAAAGCAGCCUGGUUCAGAGGUUCCUUUUUGUUUCAAGCAAUUUGUUGAGUACGAGGAUGAACUUAGGCGAAGUGGGUACUGUAAGAAGGUGGGUCAUGUGUUGAAUGCUUGCCAAUUGAAAAAGGAAGACAAAGCCAAAGCUGCUCACGAGCAUAACUGCCUAGGUCACCUUGCUGUGGAGGAGGAUUAUUCUAGGCCGCCUACUACUCGAGUUAGCGGUGUCGAUUGUAGGGGUGGUACUCGUUUGACGGAUUCCAGUAGGGGUGCUCUCCUGGCCGUGGAGGGUUCUAUCCAGGUUGCCGCUGGUGGUGAGGUGUCUCCUGGUGGUGGGCAGGCGAGCAAGCUGAUGGGGCACCACCGCCUCAGGUUGCUUAAGGUGGUGGAAUUGAUUCUCGUGUACAGAUUCCCAAUUUGGGGGGUGAAGAAGGUUGCUGGUAGGAGAGCCUUGAGCAAGUUUUUGAAGGAUGUGUCUCCUGAUAUCAUUUGUUUGGCUGAGCUGAAGGUAGAUGUGGGGAAAUUCCUGUCCCUAUUUUUUAAUAAACGGGGUUUUACGGCAGAUGUUUUUGCUAAUGAUCACAGUGAUGGAUGUCCGAACCUGUGGGUUAUUUGGAAAUCUCACUUUCAACAUCCCACUGUUAUUUCUUCUUUGGACCAGCAACUCUCUAUUAACUUGGAGUGGCUGGGUCGACAGGUUUCUUUUGUGCAUGCAAAGUGCUUUGGUGCCAAGAGGCGGGAACUUUGGCUGGACCUUGUGAACCUUCGUUUAGGUCUGAUUCCUUGGUGUAUGGUGGGGGACUUCAAUGCGACCUUGUUCUCAAAGGAAAAGAGAGGUCUGGAUCGUUUCAAUCAAGGAUCGAUUGCAGAUUUUCAGGCCAUGAUUGAUUCUUGUUCUCUGAUCGGUGCUCCUUCCCAAGGAAAUUUGCUUACUUGGUCCAAUAAUAGGAGGGGUAAUGUGGUAGCUGUCUUGGAUCGAGGUUUUUUUUCUCAAGGUUUGUUGACAUUUUUUCAUGACUGUGCUCAGCAGGUGUUGCCCCGUAUUGCAUCUGACCACUCCCCCAUCCUGGUGUUUUCUGAGUGUGUUCCUCUUCCGGUCAGGAAUGGGUUUCCUAAUAUUAAUAUGGCUGUCAACACUGCUGAGACCAAGUUGAAAGAAGUGCAGGUGACAAUAGAGGCUGAAGAUAUGUCGGAUGAUCUCUUCAACCAAGAAGUAGAUGCUAAGACGGCACUUUUAAAGAUUUGGAGAGGGAAAAUCCUGAUUCAGUCUCUAGAAAAGGAGGAUGGAGAGGUUCCUUUGGUUUUGCACAAUGAUCUUCUUGAGUAUAUCCUGCGUGAGAUCGUCGAUGUGGAUAAUGUGUUUGGAGAGGAUCCCCUCUACAGAGAAAAUCAAGAAAGUGGUGUGGGACCUUGA
Molecule: messenger RNA, 1770 nt
Organism: Telopea speciosissima
Lineage: Eukaryota; Viridiplantae; Streptophyta; Magnoliopsida; Proteales; Proteaceae
Exons: 5
Coding region: 1-1770 (589 amino acids)
Molecular function (GO): catalytic activity
Source: RefSeq, a predicted model, not a curated record